Molecule: messenger RNA, 721 nt
Organism: Pterocles gutturalis (yellow-throated sandgrouse)
Lineage: Eukaryota; Metazoa; Chordata; Aves; Pterocliformes; Pteroclidae
Product: A disintegrin and metalloproteinase with thrombospondin motifs 12-like
Exons: 3
Coding region: 166-597 (143 amino acids)
Source: RefSeq, a predicted model, not a curated record
UUGGAGGUGUGCCCCUUUCUGUUUUCUGUACAGUGCUCUGCUAACUGCAAUGGUGGUUUCAAGACCCGAGAUGUUCACUGCAUUGAUGUUCGUGAGAAGCGACCUCUCAGGCCUUUUCAUUGCCAAUUACUGGGAUAUAAACCACAACUCAACGCAAGUUGUAACAUGGAGCCUUGCUUGCAGUGGCGCGUGGAGCCCUGGAAUGAGUGCACUGUUUCCUGUGGAGGGGGCUUUCAGGAAAGAACUGUGAAGUGCAUGAAUAUAGAAACUAAUGAAACUGAAGAUGACAGUAUGUGUGUGGAUAAACCCAAGCCCACAGAGUAUCAGAAAUGCAAUCUGCAAGAAUGCAGGAAAAGUACAGGGCUACCCUGCAGCAAAGACCAACUGUCGGUUCACUUCUGCCAGAGACUGAAAGGCAUUGGCAAGUGCUUGCUGCUGUCAAUAAAGACUCAGUGCUGCUUCACAUGCAGUCAGCCCCGAAUUCGUAACAAAGCAAGAUACUGGGAUCAGCAAGGCCUCAAACAACAAAAUUACACUAAAUCUAGAAGAAAAUCACCUCAAAACCAAGAAAACAACAACCAAGCUGCUCAGCACUAGCUGGUUUUUAUCUAGAUACUUUGAAUAGGGCUUCUGUUUACAGGUUUUGCAUUCCUCCUUUUUUUUCUGAACCAUCCCACGUAGAUGGAAAUCUGUGAUCAAAACUGGGAAAACACAUCGCUUA